GUACUUGGUGAAAAAUCAGUGGUUAUUUCUUUGCAAUUGCCGUCAUUCAAUAAUAGGAUAUCAUCUUAGUUAAUCCCGUCAAUUCCAUCAGCCUACAUCUGAAUCGUGCUGUUGAUAAACGACUGAACAACGUAACAAACCAUAAUAGCGAAUCGUUAUUCCAUAAGUCAUUCUCGUGGCCAAGGAUAUUUUUAUCAAGUGAACUUUGCUUAGGUACGACGUCAAAAACGCUGGUUUCCAGUAAAUAUCUUGAUCAUUGUUCUUGGAAAUCAUGUCCGUUUAAAACGCAGUUGUCGCAGAUCCUAUUCACUAAGCUCUACUAUAAAAUCAUGGUCAAGCGUGGACAUCCUUUAAAAUGGGUACGAAAAUUUGGCAAAUUAGUCGAAGGUGCCUGAGCACCUCCUUUACUUGGCGAACUCGCGUGGCAGAAACAAGGGGCUCAUUUGGUAUAUUAAAGGAGAAUGACGUUGCCGUGUUCGAACGACUUUUGGGAGCUAGCGGGGUGCUUACUGCUCCUGAUGAUCUCCGCGCGUAUAACGUAGACUGGCUCAACACAUGCCAAGGCUCCUCGCGUGUAGCGUUAUUUCCUCGAAACGCGACUGAAGUUUCUGAGGUCCUUCGCUAUUGCAACGAGCGCCACCUCGCUGUUGUACCACAGGGUGGCAAUACAGGCCUAGCAGGAGGCAGUGUACCGGUCUUUGAUGAAAUUGUGCUCUCCACUCGUCGAAUGGACAAUUUUCAUGAGGUUGAUGAUCUGACUGGCGUUGCGGUUGUGGACGCUGGCAUGGUGUUGGAGUCACUCAACGAGCAGGUAGCCCCAUACGGUUUAAUUGCUCCACUCGAUUUGGCUGCUAAAGGCUCAUGCCAUAUUGGCGGUAACAUAUCGACCAAUGCCGGAGGAGUGCGGUUAAUUAAGUAUGGCUCACUGCAUGGAUCAGUCCUUGGCCUAGAGGCUGUCCUACCUGAUGGGACAGUGUUGAACGGCCUAAGUAAAAUGCGCAAAGACAACACCGGCAUCGAUAUGAAACAGCUGUUUAUAGGGUCGGAGGGUAUUCUCGGUAUAGUGACAAGGAUUGCAUGGUUACUACCACAGCAAGCGGCGUUCAACAGUGUUGCCAUUUUAGGAUGCGACAACUUUGAGCGUGUUCUUGACGUCUACAAGAUGUCAAAGAGCAGGCUAGCUGAAUUUCUUUCUGCACUCGAAAUGUUUGACCACUCUUGUAUGCAAUGUGUCCAAGAGAACAGUGGACUUACCAAUCCCUUGAGUAAACCUCAUCCGUUUUAUGUGCUGAUUGAAGUACAGGGAAAUGACGGCGACAUGGUUGAGAAUUCCUUGAACUGCUUUAUCGAACAUAUUAUAGACAAAGGUGUUGUCACCGAUGGGGUUGCCGCUAGCGACGGGCGAAGUGUGGCUGAACUUUGGCAACGGAGGGAACGGAUUUCAGAAUCGAUUAAAAAAGAUGGCUAUGUUUUCAAAUAUGACAUGUCAGUGCCUCUGAGAAAUUAUCUCGACCUCGGAAAAAAACUUGAGUCUCGCGUAGAAGGACUAGCUAAGAGAAUCUGUGUGUUCGGCCACAUGGGGGACGGUAAUGUCCAUUUGAAUAUAACAGCUAAUGCAUAUAGUGAUCAGUUGUUGGAACGAAUCGAGCCGUUUGUUUAUGAGGAAACUGUAAGGAUGGGAGGAAGCAUUAGCGCUGAACAUGGUAUCGGGGUGCUGAAAAAGAAAUAUUUGCCACUGCAGAAAAGCGCUAAUUGGUUAAACUUCAUGAAAAACAUUAAGAAAACCUUAGAUCCGAACAGAAUUUUAAACCCCUAUAAGGUAGUCUAACCUAGCCUUGUUCACUUAUGGUACAAUGAUGUAAACGCUAUCGAGUAUAUAGCAACCCUACACAGUCGCUAUCUUGUCUUGAUGAGCAAACGUGAUCUACUUGAUUAGAAAAUAUGCUGAAUAGACAUUACACAACUUUAGGGACCGCUUGAAAUGUUCGACGGAUUACUGCCGACAAUAAAUGGUAGUAUGACCUUUGCAGUAUAUAAGUAUUUUUGCAUAUUACUCACCGUUAUUGCAAUGCAGUGCAAGCUCUUUUUCAUUGCAUCUAGUUAGAGUGCAACAAUAACACCCUUAGACUACCAGAAAAUACUGCUUUCCGCCGGCUAGUUUUAUCAUUAGUGAUCUGUCUUUUGUUGAAGAUGUUUCACUAAUUAUCACUGCUUAUUAGAAACCUAAUAUUUUAGCUUUCGUAGAUAUAAAAUUUGAUUAUUCGAUCAUAUACACAAGAUGUGGUCGAUAAAGCCGUAUUUCAGGCUCGAUAAAAAUACUCAUUCAAUUUUGCAAGCCGGGUUUGUUUCAGGAUGGACAACCAAACAAUGUGACAGUAAUGUGCAUAUAUUUUAUUUGUUGUUUAUCUCCAACACGAAUUCAUGGGAAAUUCAUGUUUGAUACGACACAAUAAAAUAGUACUUCUUUCAUAUACAAUUUUUAAUUAUAAACGGAGAAACCUAUUUCGAAAACCGCUCAUCACUUCUUGUAUGUUAGCUUUAGCCUUGAGGUCUCAAGUGACAACAAUUUCAUAUCGUUCUGUCAAGGAUUUGCGUAUCAUUUCGAAAGAAAGUCACCGGUAUACCUUAGCAUAAGUGUUGCCAUACAUCGCCAUCGUAUAGAACUAAAAAAAUCACAGGUUUCAGUCAUCUUUACUUUUCCUCAUCGUGGAGGUGUUCACCGUAAACAUUAACUGUUUGUGAAGAUUAGAUUCGUGAGUAACACAAGGUCAGGUUUCAUGGAGACAAAUAUUUACAGCAGGGCUGCGAUUAGUAUCGAUAGUAAAAUAACAUUACCACAACGUUUUCGUCUCCUACUAUCCUUUGUCACUUUGUCGUUAUCCAUAACGUAACUAAUAUUAAAAAAAAAUCCUAUAUACGCGACAGACUGUUUCUAUUUUAUCGCGGCUGGCUAGUAUUAGGCCGGUGUUGUAGGCAGCAUUUAACGCGUCCGCUUAUCUGCGUAUCGUUGUUUGUUUUAAUAACGGUGACCUGACGCUAACGUAGGCGCGAUUCGUUAUUGUUGUUGUUUUGCUUAGAAAGAAGAAUAAAUUAGCCUUUCUUUUUUUUCAAAAUUUACGCGGCGCGAUGAAAUCAACACGAAUAUUAGAGUACAUGUGCGCAGGGUCCCGUAAGUCUUUUAUAGGAACACAAUGAGAACAGUGUUCUACUAAUUACGUACGUAAAAAAGAACUGAGCGGUAAAGAAUCAGAGUUGCUUGACGCGUUUAUACGAGUUAAAUGCUUAGGACAUACUUUUUUAAAGAUAUUUCUAGAGUUAGAUUUAGACGGUUUUUCUUUAUAAA
This is a messenger RNA of Varroa destructor (honeybee mite), 3343 nucleotides long. It is a transcript of the gene D2hgdh, whose product is annotated as D-2-hydroxyglutaric acid dehydrogenase. Gene Ontology annotation, molecular function: FAD binding; catalytic activity. The record is from RefSeq and is a predicted model, not a curated record. Gene Ontology annotation, cellular component: mitochondrion. Lineage: Eukaryota; Metazoa; Arthropoda; Arachnida; Mesostigmata; Varroidae.